AAAAUGUGCAGCAGCGGGUCUGUGGGCAGUUGAUCCAUCCGUAACUCCGUGAAAGCGGCUGCCAUUGUUAGCACUAGUGACGCUGUUUCUUCUUCUUCAGCGUUUAACGGCUGUUGGUGAACUUUACCUGGAGGAGUCUCUCAUUCAAGGGAAGAGCUCACAUGUUCCUGUCUUUCCCAGUGAGGAGUGCAGAGUCAUCGUCUUCUCCUGUGUUUAAAUAAACUGUAAGCUUUUAUUUUAUUUUUUAUUUCACACUUUAAUUAUUUAAUGCAUGUAGCAAUAAGACAUAGGCACAAUGGUACUUUAACAAUGCUAAAGUCUGUAAUGUUUGUAAGUUGUUCGACUGGAACUUUUGGAUCACUUCUCUUACUGAGACAAGUUUCAUAUCAAUGUGAGUACAUUACAUUUAAAUCUAGGUUAUUUCAUAUUACACUAUACUGGUUGUUUACGUGUCAGCGGCUGAGAAAAAUACUUAUAAAUACUACUUAUAACGAAGUAUUUUCACACUGUGAUGCUUUGUGGAAGUUAAACACACCUGGCAAACGGCCAGUUUGGCUUUAGGGCUCUUCAGCACACAGCCUCUCUGUGCUGGUGUCAUUAGUUUCGUUUCCUCUAAGGCUGGAAUCAAAUGGAAACUAAAAACUUAAUUCAGCUUAAUGAAAUGAAAACAAGAUGCAUGACGAAAGGUGUGAUACAGAGAGGAUCCGACCUGGCACCACACGCAUCAGGAAGGAUGAAGUCUGCAAAUAAAACAUGGUCUUUAUUUACCUAGUACACAUUAGUAACUGCAACCAACUGCUGGCUGUGCCUGGCUUUAACGAUCAGUCUCUCUCACGGCAGCAACUUUGGUAUCCUGAUAGGAGACAAAAAGCUGACAGCGUAGCUCAUACGGAGCAAAGCUGCAGCAGACCGUAGAGGAGGUGCUGAUGGAUUCGCCAAAACAAGCAGUUUGCUCAGCAGAGAAGGAGCUUGGCAGAAUGCGAACACAGUUUGUGGAGAAGGUGACAGCAGAAAAUCUCACACAGCUACUUGAAGCCCUUGUAACAGACAAUGUCUUGAAUGAGUUGGAGAAAGAAAGGAUACAGGAAAUGAACCAAACUAGAGCAGACAAGGCACGCGACUUCAUUGACACCGUGAAGAAAAAGGGAGAAAAAGCCUGCAGGAUAAUGAUCAGUCACCUUCGAACCAUUGAUCCUACAGUUUCCUGUCAGCUAGGUUUGUCCUCUGGGCCAUCUGCUCCUUUAGGAUGCUCCAGCAUGUGUCAGAAUAAUCAUAAAUCUGUGCUGAAGAAGAAGUUCCAGUGUGUGUUUGAGGGGGUUGCUAGAGCAGGAAAUCCAACCCUUCUGAAUCAGAUCUACACAGAGCUCUACAUCACAGAGGGAGGGACUGCAGAGGUCAAUCAAGAACAUGAGGUCAGACAAAUUGAAACAGCAUCAAGAAAACCAUACAGACCAGAAACAACAAUAAGAUUAGAAGACAUCUUUAAAGGCCCACCUGGAAAAGAACAACCAGUCAGAAGAGUACUAACUAUGGGAGGGGCAGGCUUUGGGAAAACUUUGUUAACACAGAAGUUCACUCUGGACUGGGCUGAAGACAAAACCAACCAGGACAUCCAGUUCAUAUUUCCAUUCCCUUUCAGAGAGCUGAAUGUGCUGAAGGAGAAAAAGUUCAGCUUGGUGGAACUUGUUCAUCGCUUCUUUACUGAAACCAAAGAAGCAGGAAUCUGCAGGUUUGAAGACUUCCAGGUUGUGUUCAUCUUUGAUGGUCUGGAUGAGUGUCGACUUCCUCUGGACUUCCACAGUACAGAAAUCCUGACUGACCCCAGAGAGUCCACUUCUGUGGUUUUGCUACUAACAAACCUCAUCAAGGGCAACCUGCUUCCCUCUGCUCACCUCUGGAUAACCACACGUCCUGCAGCAGCCAAUCAGAUCCCUUCGGACUGUGUUGACAUGGUGACAGAAAUCAGAGGGUUCACUGACCCACAGAAGGAGGAGUACUUCAAGAAGAGAUUCACUAAUGAGAAGCGGUCCAGCAGGAUCAUCUCCCACAUCAAGACAUCACGAAGCCUCCACAUCAUGUGCCACAUCCCAGUCUUCUGCUGGAUCACUGCUACAGUUCUGGAGCACAUGUUGAGAACCACAGAGGUGAGAAAGCUGCCCAAGACUCUGACUGAGAUGUACAUCCACUUCUUGGUGGUUCAGGUCAAAGUGAAAAAGGUCAAAUAUGAUGGAGGAGCUGAGACAGAUCCACCCUGGAGUCCAGAGAGCAGGAAGAUGAUUGAGUCUCUGGGAAAACUGGCUUUUGAGCAGCUGCAGAAAGGAAACCUGAUCUUCUAUGAAUCAGACCUG
Molecule: messenger RNA, 2348 nt
Organism: Oreochromis niloticus (Nile tilapia)
Lineage: Eukaryota; Metazoa; Chordata; Actinopteri; Cichliformes; Cichlidae
Product: protein NLRC3
Exons: 5
Biological process (GO): regulation of apoptotic process
Source: RefSeq, a predicted model, not a curated record